This is a messenger RNA of Neltuma alba, 696 nucleotides long. Its product is annotated as thioredoxin-like protein Clot. Gene Ontology annotation, cellular component: cytosol. The record is from RefSeq and is a predicted model, not a curated record. Bases 113 to 505 code for a protein of 130 amino acids. Lineage: Eukaryota; Viridiplantae; Streptophyta; Magnoliopsida; Fabales; Fabaceae. The transcript is spliced from 2 exons. Gene Ontology annotation, molecular function: protein-disulfide reductase [NAD(P)H] activity.
AUGCUGUGCCCAAGCUGCCCGAAUCUUGCAUAUAUAAUGGCGACCGAAUUAUCGUUGUCGCCGCCAGAAAGUUAUCAUACUCUUGGUUGCAGAGUCGCAGAUAAUCGAGAAAAUGCCGCUGAAGAUUUCCGAUGCCACGAUUGCAAGCUUCGCUGAAGCCUUCGAAAAGUUUCGUUCAGAUGUGCCGAAGAACAAGCUCAAUCUAAUCCUCUUCCUGGUCGACAAAGACCCUGCUACCUCCCUUAGCAUUUGCCCUGACUGCUCUAGGGCUGAGCCCGUGAUCUACAAAAAACUGGAAUCUGCAUCAGAUGAUAUUGCACUGUUGAGGACUUAUGUAGGAGACAUACCAGCAUGGAAAAACCCUCAGAAUCCUUGGAGAGAGGAUUCAAGGUUCAAGCUCACAUCGGUACCGACAUUGAUCCGUUGGGAGAACGACACAAUCAAAGGUCGUCUGGAGGACAAUGAAGCCUACAUUGAAGACAAGAUUGAAGCCCUUGUUGCCUGAAAUGAUUGCUGGUGUAGCUCACUUCAGAAUGUAAGAUCCACUAUUUAUGGCGUUUUAUCUUCCCAGCAAUCCAUCCAGGGAAAAAGCUUUCAAAAAGUUUGUCACUUUCUUUAUCUGGCUUCCUCUACCAGAGAAGGCAUGUAAUAAUAAUUUAGCAUCAAAGCAAAGAAUGAAGCCAAUGUAUGAGCAUA